AUGAUUCGGUUUUCGAUAUCGAAGACGCCGGCGCUCCCUCACAUCCCGGGCGAGUGCGCGUGGAACGCGAUCGACGCGGGGUACGUGCUUUCGUACAACACCGCCGCCUCGAUUUGCGUCGCGACCGAGGACGUGUUGAACAACUGGAACAACCGGAACCCUGGCCGGUACGCGACGUCUGAGAGCGUGAUGGGAUACGGCUUGCAGGAAUUCACGCUCGACAAGUCCUGCGCGGCGGCGCCGCUCCGCGAGCGGACUAAAUGCGCCGACGCCUACGCUGAGAGCGGCGGGACGUGGACCCAGGUGGGGUCAGACAUCGACGGCGAGGCUGAGUAUGACUUUUCCGGGUACUCGGUAUCGAUGUCCUCGGACGGCACGCGCGUGGCGAUAGGCGCACGUUUGAACGACGGCGCCGGCGACUCCGCCGGCCACGUGCGCGUGUAUUCCGAGAGUGGCGGGACUUGGACCCAGGUGGGGUCCGACAUCGACGGCGAGGCUGCGGGUGACCAAGUUGGGUUCUCGGUAUCGAUGUCCUCGGACGGCACGCGCGUGGCGAUCAGCGCUAUCUACAACGACGGCGCCGGCGACGUCGCCGGCCACGUGCGCGUGUACUCCGAGAGCGGCGGGACUUGGACCCAGGUGGGGUCCGACAUCGACGGCGAGGUUGCGGGUGACCUCUCCGGAUGGUCGAUAUCGAUGUCCUCGGACGGCACGCGCGUGGCGAUAGGCGCGACCGGGAACGACGGCGCUGGCACAACCGCCGGCCACGUGCGGGUGUACGCGGAGAGCGGCGGGACGUGGACCCAGGUGGGGUCCGACAUCGACGGCGAGGCUGCAAUGGACUCAUCCGCGUACGCGGUAUCGAUGUCCUCGGACGGCACGCGCGUGGCGAUCGGCGCGCCCGGCAACGACGUCGCUGGCAAUAACGACGGCCACGUGCGGGUGUACGCGGAGAGCGGCGGGACGUGGACCCAGGUGGGCGCCGACAUCGACGGCGAGGCUGAGUUGGACCACUCCGGGCACUCGGUAUCGAUGUCCUCGGACGGCACGCGCGUGGCGAUAGGCGCAUAUGGGAACGACGGCGGUGGCACUGGCCUUAACGCCGGCCACGUGCGGGUGUACGCGGAGAGCGGCGGGACGUGGACCCAGGUGGGGUCCGACAUCGACGGCGAGGCUGCGACCGACGGCUCCGGGUUCUCGGUAUCGAUGUCCUCGGACGGCACGCGCGUGGCGAUCGGCGCGAAAGGGAGCGACAACGACGUUGGUCACGUGCGGGUGUACGCGGAGAGCGGCGGGACGUGGAACCAGGUGGGCGCUGACAUCGACGGCGAUGCUGCGAACGACGACGGAGAGCCGGGGAACGGCCAUUUUGGGUGGACGGUAUCGAUGUCCUCGGACGGUACGCGCGUGGCGAUCGGCGCUCCCUAUCACGACAACAUACGUGGUCACGUGCGGGUGUAUGAAGACGGCUCCGUCGACGAAGUCUGCGCGUGCAGCGGCGUGGUCGAGUACAGGCUGGACCACGACCCGGGAUUGUGGUUCAGAGACUCGAAGACGUGCCACACCCCGGACGCGUGCGUGUGCGGCGAGCAAGACGGAGAGGACGGGAUCGCCCCUCUCGCGUUCCCCCCCGUGUGCUACUGUCACGCGGGUUAGAACACCUGUAGACCAAGGGUACUGAUAAUAAGUUGUUACCUU
Micromonas pusilla CCMP1545 is the source of this 1698-nucleotide messenger RNA. RefSeq lists its product as uncharacterized. NCBI's taxonomy places the organism in Eukaryota, Viridiplantae, Chlorophyta, Mamiellophyceae, Mamiellales, Mamiellaceae. The transcript has a single exon. The coding region runs from base 1 to 1656 and encodes 551 amino acids. The record is from RefSeq and is a predicted model, not a curated record.